AUGGAAAACUCAAACUUAUAUGAAGAAAAUAUAGGAGUUGAAGUUCCAUCAGAGGAAAUUGACAUGGAUGAAACUGGACAAAUUGUUCCCUAUAUAGAUUUUGAAAAUUUGCAGGACCCUAUAUCGCGUCAAUCAAAGAAUCCAGGUUUCUUUUACGCUAUACAAAUAGAUGUUGAUGGUCGUUUAGCUAAUUGUUUUUGGGUUGAUGCUAGAUCUAGGAUUGCUUAUAAGAAUUUUGGAGAAGUGGUUGUUUUUGAUCCGACGUAUUUAAUAAAUAAAUACAAGAUGCCUUUUGUUUCAUUUAUCGGGGUUAAUAAUCAUCAUCAAUCUAUUUUGUUUGGUUGUGCUCUUCUUUGGGAUGAAAUUCAAGACACUUUUGAGUGGUUACUUCGUACUUGGCAAGAGACAAUGUUUGGAGUGGUACCUCGUACAAUUAUAACUGAUCAGCAUGCUGCCAUAACAAAUGUAUUUGCAAGGGUAUUCCCUAACAGUGCACACCACUUUUGUAUGUGGCACAUAACAAAAAAGAUUUCGGAACAUCUAAGUCAUGUUUAUCAUCAGUACGACAAUUUCAGUAGCAAGUUUAGUUGGUGUAUUCAUGGUAUGACAACCCCUGAGGAAUUUGAGAUAAUGUGGAGUGAAAUAAUGAAAAUGUAUGAUUUAGAAGAAAAUAGUUGGUUGCAGAUAAUAUAUGCAAUUCGUGAAAAAUGGAUACCUGCAUAUGUGCGUACCACUUUCUGUGCAGGCAUGUCAACAAGUCAAAGAAGUGAGAGUAUGAAUAAAUUUUUUAAGGAUUAUUUAAAUUCUAGUACUCCAGUGAGUGUAUUUGUAUUGAAAUAUGAUAAAGCUAUUGACGCUCGAUAUGAUAAAGUAAGGGAAAAGGAUUACAACACUAAAUAUUCAAGGCCUGUCUUGAAAAUUUCGUAUCCUAUGGAGGAUGAAGCAGCGAAAAAAUACACUAGAAAAAUAUUUCAGAUUUUUCAAGAAGAACUAAUUCAUUCUCAAAAAUUUGUCUCUGAAAAGUUUGAGGUUAAGGAUGGAAUAAAUGUUUAUAAAGUGCAUCAGCUUCAAAGACAAAAGCCGAAAUAUAUGGUCAGUUUGAAUCUUCCAUUGAAACAACUUGUUUGUUCGUGCCACAAAUUUGAGUUCAUGGGAAUUUUAUGUAGACUUGUACUAAUAGUAUUCAUAAAGAAACAGAUUCUCUCACUUCCAGCACAUUAUUUGUUAGAUCGAUGGACUAGAAAUGCAACCAAAGAAAAAGCUAUUGACCAUCUGAGUGAAAUAACUAAUGUGAAGCCUUCUACUCUGUGGUUUAAUAAGAUCAUGAUGCAUUUUAUGGGGCUAGCUAAAAAAGCUACAAGGUCUGAAAAAUAUUAUUUGUUCGCACAUCAAAGAUUGUUGCAAUUGUAUAGAGAACUUGAUGAAUUUCCUUAUGAAUCUGAGGAAGAUUGUGUAUCGAAUGAUCAAGUUGGUGAGAAAUAUUGUGAAAUGAAUCAAGUUGCUGAAAAGGAUUGUGAAAUGAACUCAUGUGAACAAAGUCAAGAUGUUACUCUAUUUGACCCUUCAGUAGUGGUAACUAAAGGAUGUUCGGAAUCUUUUAGAAAGAAAUAUGCUUUCGAAGUUGCUCAGAAGACCAAAAAAGUUUCUUCUCAGAAGAAUAAAAAAGUUUGUUCUCAAAAAAUUCAAAAAGUUCCCUCUCAGAGGCCAAAAAGGCAAACAAAAAAUAUGAAACUUAACAAAAAAGAGACGAGUUCAAACUCUAAUGUCGAAGCUGAACAAAAACGUACAACAACAUCUAAUGAGGCUAAUGCAAUGAAUUUUAUCAAGGGUAUAUUGAGAGCACUGAUUAUGCUUAUGCCACCUCAUUUACGGGAGCCGAAGUCAAAGGAUUUUUUCAAUUAA
Capsicum annuum is the source of this 1902-nucleotide messenger RNA. Its product is annotated as protein FAR1-RELATED SEQUENCE 9-like. The record is from RefSeq and is a predicted model, not a curated record. The transcript is spliced from 5 exons. NCBI's taxonomy places the organism in Eukaryota, Viridiplantae, Streptophyta, Magnoliopsida, Solanales, Solanaceae. Bases 1 to 1902 code for a protein of 633 amino acids. Gene Ontology annotation, molecular function: zinc ion binding. Gene Ontology annotation, biological process: regulation of DNA-templated transcription.